Molecule: messenger RNA, 8368 nt
Organism: Stegostoma tigrinum
Lineage: Eukaryota; Metazoa; Chordata; Chondrichthyes; Orectolobiformes; Stegostomatidae
Product: epsin-2-like
Exons: 11
Coding region: 289-2094 (601 amino acids)
Biological process (GO): endocytosis
Cellular component (GO): plasma membrane; clathrin vesicle coat; endosome
Molecular function (GO): phospholipid binding; clathrin binding
Source: RefSeq, a predicted model, not a curated record
GGCGUAAUGGGUGGGCCUAGAGCCGGGACCGUUGAUUGACAGUCGGGCCGGAUCGAGCGGGAAGGCGGUUGUAAGUAUGUGGAAAUGGUGGAACUGUUGGCAGUGAAGUGUCCAACUAAACGCAACUAGGACAACAUGUAGUUAAAUUCAAACUGAGGAGGAAGAACACAUUUCUGCAUAGAAAUCGGUAAUGGUUUAAUACAUUACUGCUGAAAGACACCUGUGGGUUGUGACUACUGAAUGGUGGCGGGGCAAGAGAGCAGAUAAGGAGAGAUUAGAGCAGUCACCAUGACAUCCUCAUCUCUUCGAAGACAGAUGAAAAACAUUGUAAACAAUUAUUCAGAAGCAGAGAUAAAAGUCCGAGAGGCCACGUCAAAUGAUCCAUGGGGUCCCUCGAGCUCAUUGAUGGCAGAAAUCUCUGACCUGACGUACAAUGUGGUGGCUUUCUCUGAAAUUAUGAGCAUGAUUUGGAAACGCCUCAAUGACCAUGGAAAGAACUGGCGCCAUGUGUAUAAGGCACUGAUGUUGAUGGACUAUUUGAUUAAGACGGGCUCUGAGCGAGUGGCACAACAGUGCAAAGAAAACGUCUUUGCCAUUCAGACGCUGAAGGACUUUCAGUACAUCGAUCGAGAUGGAAGGGACCAAGGUAUCAAUGUGCGGGAGAAAUCAAAACAGCUGAUCGCGUUACUCAAGGAUGAUGAGAGGCUUCGGGUUGAGCGGAGCCAUGCGCUGAAGACAAAGGAGCGGAUGUCGAGUGUGACAACCGCGGUGGGCAGCAAUAACCAAAUCAUGUUUGGGCGUGGCUCCAGCCAUCCAAACCUGUCCACCAGCCAAUCAGACGAGUGUGGCAAAGUGGGAGGAUCGCCUGCUUCCUACCAUGGCUCAACUUCACCAAAGAUCUCCUCCGAGUUGGAGCAGACACGGCCCCAGACUAGCGGUGAGGAGGAACUGCAGCUCCAGUUAGCACUGGCUAUGAGUCGUGAAGAGGCUGAGCAGAUCUUCAAAAGUGCCACUACAACUGGCAGCCAACCAAGGAACUCGACGAGUGCACAGGAUGAACAGCAUCGCCGUGGUGAUGACCUGCGUUUACAGCUGGCAUUGGAAGAGAGCCGACAGAAACUGCAAAUAUCGGGUGUGGCUCCCCACAAAACCGAGACUGCUUUACUGGAUCUCACAGACUCCACACCAUCUCCCCUUACCCAGAAAUCUGAUCCCUGGGGAGCACCACUGCCAUCAGCAUCCACUACCAAACCUGACCCGUGGGCAGCUGUGUCCCGGCCGGUGUCCAGUGACCCCUGGAAGCAGAUGGCAGGUACCCGACUGGCUACCACCACUUCUGAUCCAUGGGGAUCCUCCAGCCGUCGCUUGUCGGGUGAGCAACAGCUGAGGAGCACAGAUCCCUGGGGGUCAGCUGUUGCAGCACCCGACCGAGACCCCUGGGCACCUACCUCUCCUCCAGCUCCCCCCUUCCACUCUUUCAGCGCGGCUGAUGCCGCUGUGCCUGAUGAGUUCUCUGUGUUCAGCCAUCUCCGAGGGUCACCCAGGAAAGCAGAAGGCCAGGGCACAGGUGGCCGGUUUGAGGUUCCAGGUGAUGGUCUGACCGCUCCGGUCACAUCUGUUGUCACAGGCUGCUCCAGUGUCUUUGAUGUGCCCUCUAUGUCAAGCACUGUGACCUCCAAGUUGCCCACCCCAAAGCACCAGCCAACCACACAGAGGAACCCUGAAUCCUUCCUGGGCCCCAAUGCUUCACUGGUGAACCUGGAUACCCUGAUUGCCCGCACAACGCACCCAAAUGUGAGCACCAACCCCUUCUUGGCACAGGCUACGCCUGCUGCCUCAGCCAACCCCUUCCACAGUACUCCCGCACAAAUAUCCAGCUCCAUGAUGGCCGUGACCCACACUCCGUUUGGACCUGUCGACGUGACUGCCACCUCCUUUCCCACGAUGCCCACAGCUGGGGCUGCCCCCAUGCCUGUGAUGCGGAUGCCACAGAGCACAGGCAUGCAAGGAAUGGCGGGAUCAAGCUACGUUCCCAUGGCAGCCCCUCCACCCCCUGGUCCAUCUGCAAGCUCCACCAAUCCAUUUUUAUUAUGAUCCUUGUCUCAGCUUUGUGUUUAACUAAUCUGUUUUAUAACUGAUUACUGUCUCUUCCUCUGUACAAUUCCAGUGUGAAAAUAUCCUGCAAUUUUCAGUUUUUUUUUUGAACAAUUGUGAGAAUGUCAUUAACACUGCCGGUAUUCCAGGCUUCUGUUUGUGUUAAGUGACUCUCAGCUGCCCUAGGUUGAAUCCUGUCUGAUUGAGCAGUUCAGUGACUUGAGAGAGAAUCUGUCCAGUGUUGGUUGGGAUUUUGUCUGCAGUUUUCUGUGAUAGCUUGCAUUUCCACCUUUGCUUCAUCAGAGCGACAGACUCCAGUGGCAAGCAAGCCAAAUUCGCCCUCCCCAUAACCAUGGGGCCAUAAUGCUGGCCAUUGGUUGAUUUUUGUGUGGCUGAGUUGCCAUGAGGGUUGCUGGGCCUGAGGCUUCACAGUGCUGCCCCGUUCUUGUUUUGUGACUUCAACAGGCGGUGGCUGAGUGGGAAACACAAAUGUCAAAUGUGUCCAUUUGUCAGGACCGCCGGUGUUAUCCCUUGCCGUUCUAUUCCUGUCAACGGUGGUGGGAAAUGUAGCAGUUUUGUGGGGAGGCUGUCAUACAUGACUGCCUAUCAGUUCCUUCCGGAACCUUCAAAGACCUGUCCAGGUUUGGUUGCUUUCUGAGCAUAUUUGUUCCUCAUUGCAUUUUCUAGUUGCAGCCACUGUAUCUGGAUACAAGCUCUGCUGUCUGUGUGCCACCUCCUGUUGGGUAGAUUUUUUUUUCUUGCUGAGUCCUGGACGUUGUCUCUCACUCUCAUCCUACAGCACAAUGGAUCUGGAAUAUUUCCAUGCCAACUAAACCUUGGUUUUUCACAUGCCACCUCACCCCCAAUCUUCCUCCUUGCACCAGUUGCAUUGUUCCAAGCAGCUCUGGCCUUGCCAAUUAGUGAUGCUGUUGUUGUUGAUUAGCAGCAUUGUUGUCUAGUGCGUUGGUGGCAAUGCUUUCAGACCGUGUCAGUUUGGGAGCUUCUUUAUCACUGUCAACUCCCAGGGGAAACUGAUUACAGGAGUAUGUCACUCUGCUACUUCUGUCCAUUAGUAUCCAGUUGCAAGCUGUGAAAUUUUUUUCUUUACAUGCUGAGAGGCCCCAACAAUUGGGACCAAGAUUUUACAGCUCGAUGCUCGAGUCUGUCCAGCGUGAACCUGGUCCUGUUGUUUUUCUUUGAUUUUAAGCUGUUUACGUUUUUUUUUGCUGUAGUGUGGUUACGAAGUGCUCUGCUUUAUCAGUUCCAGUGACAAGGGGAAAGGCAAUAGAGGUAAUGUUGAAAUGAUCAACGCCUGCAGUGAUCUGCUCCCACAGCACCCCCCACCCCAAAAAAAAGUAUUCAUUACUCAGCGGAAAGAUCGGUUUCACCAUGGGAGGUGGGGGGAAUCAUUGUGUCAAGGCUGUUGACUGGGCAAGGGCUUUUUGACAAAUUGAGGGGGGGUUGCAGAACGCAGUUUUCACGACACUAGCUUGAUUCUCAAUAACACUAAUCAUUAGCCGAGCAAGUAAAGGACUUUAAUUUUUUUUGAGUGGUUCAGGGAGGCUAUGCAAAAAUGUUCCAAUUUCCCACCUGCCAGUCAAUUGUGUCUGACAGCUUCUUGGAUAUGGCUGCUCCUGAUACCAUUGUUGCUGACAAAGACUUUCAGCAGUUUGUAAAGCGCACACACCUACUUUUCAUUAAUCAUAUAUUUUCAAAACGUAUUGAAUUUGUACUGAAUCUGUUCCAGAAUUUGAAAGUUGGCAGUGUUUGCUAAUCCACACGCUGGCUUGCUGGGUCAGCAGUGUGUCUCCUAACCUGCCCAGAGGCCUCAGCAAUUCUCCCUCUAGUUUCCCUCUCUUCCCAUAUGUCACUGGCACAUCAGACUCCCGAUCAAAAAGAACUUGCAAUUUACUAAAUUUUCAGAGAGCUGUCUGAAUUUAGUCCUUUUCUGAAGCCCUUGAACCUCCAAAUUAGUACAAGAGCAAAUGUGAGAGAAGAUUUGAGAGGGUCUAACCCAGUUUUAAUUCAGCAUUAGAUUAGUUUGAAUGGGGGAGGGAAUUGAUAUGUUUUGCAUUUGCAUUUUUGGGAGCAGUAUGAGGUGUAAAGCUGUCAUCUCUGAACAGAGAAAUGCACCUUAACUUUAACCCUUUGCCCAGAACUUUAUAGUUCUUUCUGUGUGCCCAGUAACUAGUUUUUGGAGAGUGAAUGACUGCUUCUCAACACUGAACACACCCAGAGCUUCUCUCAGACAAUGAAUUCCUGCUGAGGUGCUUUUAUUACUGUCAAGAUUUCCUACUGAUAUGUUUGGGCCAAAUGUGUUCUUUGAAGUUGCAGUGUGACUUUAUCCAUUUGUGGAGUCUCUCCUUGGAGAUUUCCUCCAAAACCAUUUUUCCUCCUUUUUUUUUCCUGCAGCUGUUCAUAAUCUCAAAAGGGAUAUACGCACACACACCUGUCCUGCCCACCCCUCCACAUACACUCUGCCCCAUUCAGACUCCUGUGGUGGAACUAUACAGUGAACAGUUACUUGUCUCAUCAAGUAUCGUGCAGGAAUUUUUUUGAAGUUUACAAACACUAAUGGUGUGUAGGUCAAGGACUGAGGAGAAUUUCGUGAAGCUUUUUAAACUCCGAAUUAUUCCACUGCACUUAAUCUUGUGGAGUCAGGAUAGGGGACUCUGUGUAGUGUUAGGUGACCCUUCUCUGUAAUUACAAGAAGGCCAAACUACAGCAAAUGUUCACAGCAAAAUUAAUAAAUGCUUUAAUUAGUCAGGAUAUUUUAAUUCUGGGAAUGUAUCAAUUUCUGGUCUUAAAAAACAUUUUACAAAAAAAAACUAAUGAAGUGAAAAUUCCUCUUGCAAUUCCAGUCUAGAUCAAAUACAUGGAAUUGCCAACCCAGAAAAAACUUAAGUUCUGCCUCAGAAUGAAAUGUCCUCUGCAGUAUUAUCGGUCUCUGUGUGGCAUAGUAUUUAAUGGCCUUUGUAUAUAGGAACCCUUUACAGUACUUAUUGUUCCUGUACAAAAACCCUCUUGUGUUUUAAUGAUCUCUGGGUACAGAAUGUUACUUGAUACCUUCCAACAAACUACAAAAAGUGAUGCUCAGUGUUGGAAAAGGUUUUUUUUUUGUUUUUCUCAUAUUACUGGAGCCAGUUCUCUGGGGACAAGUGUCCAAUCUAUCUAGAGAACCACACUAUCCUGGGUAAAACUGAAAGACACUAACAACUUAAAGCGUAUAAGCCUUGGUGCAGUAAUUUUAAAUAACCGGUAUUGAAGCAGUAUCGUAUUUAUGUUCUGACUAACAUUAUAUUUGUUUACAGGCAUUUCCAAAAAGAUGUUUACCAUUGAAUUUCUUUACAUCUCUCCUAUCCUCAUCAGAAACCUUCCUGGUCCGGCCCUGCCUGCUGGUCUCUGUCACAAGCUGUAGUCUCUAAGUGAUCUCUCAGGCUCACAGGAGGACUUUGGGCACCGUUUUGUUUUUAAAGUUCAAAUUUGACAGUCUGCUUUCCAGUGUUUCAUUUCUGAGGCAAAUUGAGCCUCACACUUUCUCAAAGUAUUUCUGUGUCCAAUACUUGAUCAUUAUUUUCUGAAUCUCUUUAGAUGUCUUGACUUAUGACAGUGAAAGGAGAUAUACCCUUUAUCCAUAUAAAUGUGUUGUCCAGGGCUAUUGGGUUGUUCGUUCAGUUACACACUGACCUUCCAGCUGUUUUUGAAUUGGUGCUAAUUCAGUUACAGGUAUCUACUGUGGGAGCUUUGGGCAGAGGCAUCAGGCUGAAGCAGUGACGCUCAGUGCUUUCAUUGUGCCUAGCCUGGGCUGUGCUUAUCCUGGGAGUGCUUGAUGAGGACAGUAUAGAGGGAGCUUUACUUUGUAUCUAAUACCGUGCAGUCCCUGUCCUGGGAGUGUUUAAUGGAGAUAUUGUGGAGAGAGCUUUACUCUGUAUCUAACCCUGUUCUGUGCCUUGCCCAAGGAGAACUUGGAAAUGCUAAUAUUAGGUGGCUGCAAUCAGAAUGCAUCCCAGCACAAUGUCUCUCAAAUUAAUAAAUACAAAAUUUAAACCAGAGGUUAACAUUUGAAAUUUGAAGUACUUACUGUGAUAUGAAAGAGGGAGAAAUGAUUUCCAGAGGUUGCUGCAAGUAUUGUCAGAUAUGAUUAUUGUAUUAACCCCAGUCAUUAGGGUAGUUGGUAGUUUUACUGAAGGGGACAAAUAUUUGUACACUUUUUUACUGUAUGAGAAGCACGUCCAUGUUUGGGAUUAAAUGUGUGUGUGGACACAUGCAGGGAUAAGAGUGGGGUCUGUGGUUUUCUCUCUUUGAACACAUUUGACAUGGAGAACAAGUCCACUGGCAGCUGCUGCUCCAGUGUUGCAAUACUUGAAUAGAAAACCCCAUUCCCCCGAUUCCUGGUGUCACUGGAAUCUGGAAGCAGUCCAGUGUGAUCUCCAGUACAGUCAACAGAAGAGAUUUUAAAACUUAGAGUGGGUAAAAUCAGAGCCUGUGGGAAAUGUAACAGCAGCUGAGAUAAAAGGAGGCAAAAAGCCCCUCGUAACAGUCCAUUUUAAAAAGUGUGUGAGAUUUUGGACAGUUGCUGAGUUGUGGAUCUUGCAAUUCAAGUUGAUGUCAAAGAAACCCAUGAUUACCUCAGGAGUAACAAGGAUAACGUUGACUGAUCUUUGAACCAGGCUGUCAAUUCUGAUCUGCUAAAAAGCAACUUGGCCAAUUUUGAGCGUGUUGACUCCUCAUUUGCCUGUAGUAUAAUGGACUUUUUAACUAGAACGAUAUGCUGGUUCCUGUAAAAAUGAAUUAUUCCUGUACCUUUUUGAUUACUUUACCCCAAAGCACCCUCUCAAUCCAUUUUAUCCUGUCUGAUGAGCUUUCUCCUCUUGUGUUGGUGUCUGAUUCCUGAACGCCUCCAAGCAGCAAUAGUGAGGUACUCUGAACCUCUUGGGAAAUCUGCUUGGUACCUCCUUUUACUUCUCGCACUGCACUGGUUCAGAAGAUAUGUUCUCUGUUUUAUUUUUGUAAAAUUUACAGCAUUUGAAGGGACCUGGACAUCUGGUACUAUUUGUACACGUUUGUGCCACGGUAUUGUGCAGAAAUGGUGGUUACUAAGAGCUGUCACUUUAAUUUCCUGUCCCUGUGUUGAAAGCAGCCAUUACCAAAACCACUGGUUUAAGCUCCUUUGGCAAGUGAGAAAGGGCCUGAGCUGUACAGACCAGUGGAGACCUUAGCUUCCCAAACUGUGCUGCUUUAACUCAUCCAUCUAGCUCUCAGCAGCAGUUAGGGAUGGUCUCAUGGCCAGAUAGGCAAGUCUUACGCUGGCUUUCUGUUGUUGGCAUUGGCUAGUGUCAGUCUCUGCAGCUUGCAAUAUUUGCUAAAUGGCUGUCUCUGUUUCGUACACACAAUUUACUUUUGAGUGUACAAGGGGCAAAGUCUUCCACAGGGCCAGAGGUGCGAAUUCCAAUCAAACUUGCAGACGAACAGGUCCCUUCAAAUUAGACAUUGGUAAAAUUUAGACAUCCAAAGAAUUUAUUUUGUAGUUUAUCAUAUGCAUUAAUUUAUUAUUCAUGAGUAUUUAUGUAUAAGUAUAUUUACCCUAUAGCAACCUGGUGUGCAAGACUCACUCAUUUUUACUUGUAGUUAUGGCGAUUCUAAUGUUUAUGGACACAAAGUCCAAGUACAAACUAUGCAUGUGGAAUUAUUUAAGAACGGCUUUAUUCCUGAACUCCAUUAUUGUUUUAUUAGACAAUGUCUUUGGUAUUUUAGAAUUGUUUAUACUCACUGCUAGUGAUGCUGUACAGUGUAGUUAAUGUUUUAGUAUUGUUGAUGCAUUUGCUGAUAUUUCUGGACUGUGGCAAGUGUUAUUUGGUGCCCAGAUGCUGUUGGUUUGAACUAUAGUUGUUACUACAAUAUGUUGGGGAAUUGUCUAUUAUGAAAUAAUUAUGAAAAUUGAAUGGUACCCUCCCCUUUGCUGUAAAGAUCUAUUACUCCUUGUCUGCUGCCCUGUUACCCUACCACAGCAGUUAACCACUGGCAGUCAGUAACCAGAACCCAAGUUGAGAGAACUGCAUGUGGGUUAUGGAGCAACAGCUUUAAGCAGUAAUUCAGAAUUUGAUUUUAAUUCCCUGUCUCCUGCUCUACACAGUGCCAUAUCUCUGUUGGGCACCAGAAUCACUGCUACAGUCCUUACUUUUACUGUAGAUAUCCAGUUGUGUUUUUUUAAAGAAAGUAUUAAACCACUUUGGCCAGAUUAACUGUACCUGCAAAAAUAAAAUUGUGAACUUGU